Messenger RNA from Photinus pyralis (common eastern firefly), 1921 nucleotides. RefSeq names its product discoidin domain-containing receptor 2-like. Gene Ontology annotation, cellular component: signaling receptor complex. NCBI's taxonomy places the organism in Eukaryota, Metazoa, Arthropoda, Insecta, Coleoptera, Lampyridae. Gene Ontology annotation, molecular function: ATP binding; collagen binding; protein tyrosine kinase collagen receptor activity. The transcript has 3 exons. Gene Ontology annotation, biological process: cell surface receptor protein tyrosine kinase signaling pathway; positive regulation of kinase activity; protein phosphorylation. The record is from RefSeq and is a predicted model, not a curated record. Bases 88 to 588 code for a protein of 166 amino acids.
CGAGAAUCGAAAUGACCAGAACUAACUUCCGACUCCUGUUUCAGCUAUGGUUGCCUAAUCUACAUCGCAACGCAGGUGUCAUCCGGGAUGAAGUAUUUAGAAUCGCUAGACUUAGUUCAUAGGGACUUAAGCGCAAGAAAUUGCGUCAUAGAUAAGGGAUUUACAGUUAAGAUUUCGGACCACGCGAUGUACUGCAGCAACUACGAGCAGGACUACUACGUUAGCGACACGAGGGCCAAACUUCCGAUUAGGUGGAUGUCUUGGGAAAGUUUGCUGUUGGGUCGGCAGACAACGAAGAGCGACGUGUGGUCGUUCGCGAUAACGCUAUGGGAGAUCUUGAUGCUGUGCGUUCAGCAGCCGUACGCGGAGCUGACCAGCGAGCAGGUGGUGGAGAAUUGCAACCACUGGUAUCAGAACGAUGGGUGCCAGCGGUACCUGCCAAGACCGCCGAUGUGCCCCCGGGAGAUAUACGACUUGAUGGGCGAAUGCUGGAAGCGCAACGCGACCGAUCGUCCGCGUUUCGCCGAGAUACACCUCUUCUUGCAGCGCAAGAACCUAGGCUACAUUCCGGCGCACGUGCAGGCUUAACGUUGUUGAGUUCGCGCUCGAGAGACUUCUAACGAAUACGCAGCGGGUGUGAACGCAGAUUGAAGGUCACAGAAAUUAUUUUGUUAAUAGAGUCGAUCUGCAUUCAUACAAGACGAGCUGUUACCUUGUUAAUAAUUUUUAAUGUCAAACCUAUUGUGAUAUAACACAAGCACGUAUGGAACCAUAUCUUCAAGCAUCCCCAAACCAAUUGACCAGUACUGCCAACCUAUUUCCUCUACAACCCCUACUGUGCUUCCUACCGAAGAUGUUUGUGUACAGGGUUUUCGAGAGUAUUGAUUUUACGAAGAGAAACUGUCUUAUCGCCGCUUAGUAAAAUCAAUGACGUAGUUAGUUAAUUAAAGAGUUCAAUUAAGGAAUCCUAGUCAAGAUUUUACUUAGAAAAGUAAGCGCCCAUGCUGUACUGUGUAAAGUCGAUUUUAUAUGUAAAUAGAUCAUUACGUGUUUUAGUUGUGAAGCACCCUAGCUUAAGGAGUUUAAAUAAAUACCCCCCGUGUGGAGUUGCUUUUUUCGAGAGUAUUUAAACUUCUUAGGUGCUAAGUCUCAACCAGUAAACCAAUGUGAUUCCCCACACGUACAGUCAAACAGUAUAUACACGGUGUAUAAUAAAAUAUAUCACAAGUCAAUGAUAUUUUGUAGAUGUAAACCCGAAACGAAAAUUGUGAUCUACAAAAAUGGCGAAACGAAAAAAAACAGGUUGGCGUGGGUCUUCCAAAAGGUCCAUACAAAAUGCAAGCACUUAUGUAUACAAGCAUGAUUAUUUUAAAUAUAAAAUUGUAAUACCUAAACUUAGCUGUAGAUAUUAAUAGUAUUUUCUAUGAGUAUAAGGAUUUUCGUCUUACAUAUUAAGUAAAACCUAUUUUGAAGAAAACCAUUUUGGUGUAAUGCGCUAGUAUUAAUAAACGUGCGAUUUUCCGCCGGACGGCGGAAGGUCUCGCGAUGACGUUGUAUUAAUUCUAAUAUGGCACGAGACAAUCAUGUGCAAAAGUAAGUCAUUAAAGUGUUAGCACUCAAUAGUGUUUAAGUUCAGUAUAAGCUUGCAUAUUAACUAAGAACUAAUGUCCUGCACAUUCUUGUUAACCAUUUCUAUUCCAAAAAGCCUUACGUGAAUAGUAAAAUUCACCUUUACAAUUUUUAGGAGAAGGGAUAUUCCAAUUUUGCGUCGGAUUCAGUGUGAAAUUUUUGCAUGUUUAAAAACGUUUUAUUCAUACAUAUCAGAAGUAAGUACUUAUUUCCAGUGUAUAUGUUAUAUGAAUGUACUUAAAUUGUAUAUACGUACGUCAUUCUUCGUUCCAAUUGCAAAACAAAAGUCUUU